CAGUAGAGGCCGCCCUUACAGCCACCACUUACAGUCUCACCAACGUCCACGUUGUAGGUGAGACUGGAACCGUGACUGUUGAUGAUGUCCCGUUAGGGGACCUAGAAGGCCCACGGGGCCAACAAGUCGUACGGAACGACUGGUACCUAUACUAUCUCGACACUUUUGAACGGAUUCUCGACCAGUAAACUUCGGAUGCGUUGUGAUUUCUUUGUUCGAUUAAAACAGCACUAUUAUCGUCUCAAUUUGAAUUUUGUCAUUGCUCAUGAAGAAAAGUGCAAUCAUUUUGUUCUACAUAAUUACGGAUUAGUGAAUUGUUGCAUUUACGGAUUGCUCUUAUUACACGGUUGCUUGUAACUAAUGAGAGAAAAUUUAUCUCGUCGCGGGAUGAGUGACUUCCUGCUACUAAGUGCAGUUUGAGCCGCGUCGCGUGUGUCAGUGAUAGGAAAGACACCGCGAUUUAAGGAUUCUCUCCGUCAAGUGAAAAAAUUACGAUAUGAGUCGUACAGGAUAUACGUGCAUCAGGCACGUAUUCUGCUCCCUCAAUGUCCUCAUAUGGUUGUGCGCAUGCGGAGUUUUGGGGGCUGGUCUGUGGCUGCGAUUGGCGUACUCAGGCUACACCACACUUGUGCCGCAAUACAGUUUUGCGUCUGCAGAUUCGCUUUUAUUAGCCGCCGGAUGCGUCACCUUCGUCGUCGCGUUCUUCGGCUGCUGUGGUGCCUGGUUUCAGGCACGAUGCAUGCUAAUUACGUACUUCAGCCUCGUGAUACUGAUGUUCCUGGCUGAAUUCAUGCUUGGUACUCUGGCCUUCGUCUUCAGGGAACACCUUGCCAGGAGUCUCAAGGAAGAGUUGCUCUUUGGUAUUGAGAAACACUAUAACGUCACCAGGGAACCAGGAACACUUCCUGCUGUAUGGGACCACAUACAUACCGAAUUUCACUGUUGCGGCGUACGCGACUACACCGACUGGUUCCAAAUCGACGCGUGGCCCACGGAAGAUCGCGUUCCUGACUCUUGCUGCAUAAGACAGGAACGGUACUGCGGUCGAGUGGAUCCCGAGGGACGAAACAAGGAGCUCUGGUAUAAGAAUGGCUGCGCUUCCGCCAUACAAAUGUGGCUUGUCACGAGAUUACACGUAGUAGGCACAGUUGGUCUUGUUGUUGGAUUUCUUCAAUUGUUUGGUUUAGUAGCUAGUAUGAUACUAUUUUGUACAGUCAGGCAUAAGAGGUCAACACAUACCUAUAAGAGUUAUGACACGACCACUUAGAACGGAUAUACAUAUAACUAUAUUUAUUUUGAUUUUUCACAAAAAUUCUCAAUCGAAGAUAGAGGAUUUCAAGUAUUCCGUUUCUCGUAUUUUUGUUGAUUUACCCAGAUAGCUAAAAAUUGCUCAUCUCCGAAUAUCCCACUAUAUUGUCAAUAAAACGGCUUCGGGUAAAGCGUGUUAUCGUUAUGAUGACAAUGUUUGAACAUAGCAUUUUUGACUACUAGGGUAUUGACGACUUUCGAAAACUCUUUUAAGAAAUUCGAGAUUCAUAAUUCCGAAAGAAACAAAAGGCCGAAUUGCCUUUUCAAUUUAGUUUUAUGAAUUUCGACAAUUUUCGAUUCAAUAUACCCGUCUUACGAGGUCUUUUUCUGUCAUGUGUCAUUCGCAUGUGAAAAUCGAAGUCAGUCAUUGAUUGUUGAGUCGCCAUGUAAUCGAUGAUAGAGUCUUUUAAGAAUAUGGUACAUAUGUAUAACAUAUGUAUGUAUUGUUUUAACGAAUAAAUAAUAUAUUUAUACAA
Molecule: messenger RNA, 1784 nt
Organism: Cephus cinctus (wheat stem sawfly)
Lineage: Eukaryota; Metazoa; Arthropoda; Insecta; Hymenoptera; Cephidae
Gene: Tsp5D
Product: tetraspanin-9
Exons: 5
Coding region: 497-1267 (256 amino acids)
Cellular component (GO): membrane
Source: RefSeq, a predicted model, not a curated record